AUGACGGAAGAGGUUUCAUCUACAAAAUCCUCUAUUCCAACUUAUGAACCUACCGACGAAAAUUCUGCGACAACAGCAACAGAAAAUUUAGUUAGUCAUUCAACUUCAAUAACACCAACAUCAAUUAAUCGUACAUUUGCUCCCUUGAAUACUCCAUUAUAUCGUCGACGACAAACUUUAACAAUUCUUGUUUGGUUGCUUAUGCCAUGGGUAUGUCUUUAUAUAUCAUUACUUCUUCUUCGUUGUCAAAAUUGGUAUGUUGUUGGUGCUUUUAUUACUUAUUUAACAUGGAUGGUUUUUUUUCAAAAAUAUCCCAGACAAGGUGGAUUAAAACAACAAUGGCUUCGACGACUCAAAUGGUGGAAAUGGUUUGCUGAUUAUUUUCCUAUACGUUUACAUAAAACAUGUGAUUUACCACCAGAUCGUCCAUAUAUAUUUGGUUGUCAUCCGCAUGGAAUUAUUUCACUUGGUGCUUUUGGUAAUUUUGCAACUGAAGCAACUGGUUUCGAAGAAAAAUUUCCUGGUAUUGAUCUUCGUUUACUAACAUUAAAAAUCAAUUUUCGUAUACCAUUCUACGGUCUUUAUUUAUCAUUUAUGGGUCUAUGUGAUGCUUCAAAAGAAUCAUGUAAUUAUAUAUUAGCAAAAGGUAAUGGUAAUAGUAUAUUAUUAGUAUUGGGUGGUGCUAAAGAAUCUCUAGAUGCUCGUCCAUCACAAGAAUAUUUUUUAACAUUAAAAAAUCGUAAAGGUUUUGUUAAAAUUGGUUUAGCUCAUGGUGCAAGUCUUGUACCAGUUUUUUCUUUUGGUGAAAAUGAUCUUUAUGAUCAAAUACCAAAUCCACGUGGUUCAAAAUUACGACAAAUACAAAUAAAAAUGCAACAACGUUUAGGUUAUGCAACACCAUUUUUUAAAGGACGUGGAAUAUUUCAAUAUGCAUUUGGAUUUUUACCAAAUCGACGUGCUAUUGAUACAUAUGUUGGUGAACCAAUACAUUUACCAAAAUUAGAACAUGAUAACAUUACACCUGAAAUUAUUGAUAAAUAUCAUACAGAAUAUAUGGACGCAUUAAAACGUUUAUUUGAUACAUAUAAAGCAAAACAUGGCAAUGCCGAUGCAACAAUCAAAUAUGUUACUGAUAAUGAUUGA
Messenger RNA from Rotaria sp. Silwood1, 1143 nucleotides. Lineage: Eukaryota; Metazoa; Rotifera; Eurotatoria; Philodinida; Philodinidae. The record is from the annotation of a GenBank genome assembly.